Messenger RNA from Tachysurus vachellii, 2075 nucleotides. RefSeq names its product tyrosinase-related protein 1b (gene tyrp1b). The record is from RefSeq and is a predicted model, not a curated record. The coding region runs from base 79 to 1641 and encodes 520 amino acids. Gene Ontology annotation, biological process: melanosome organization; melanocyte differentiation. Gene Ontology annotation, molecular function: oxidoreductase activity. Gene Ontology annotation, cellular component: melanosome. The transcript is spliced from 8 exons. Lineage: Eukaryota; Metazoa; Chordata; Actinopteri; Siluriformes; Bagridae.
GUCAUGAGGGAAGGCUUUAAAAUAAUUUUCUAUGGAUUUGUGGUCUGAGCAGAGAAACGAGAGAAAACUUAAACAAGGAUGUGGCAGAGUGUGUUGUCACUCUGUAUGUGUGUCACAGUCACCCGGGCGCAGUUUCCACGCCAGUGUGUGACACCUGAAGUCCUGCGUAGUGGCACCUGCUGUCCUUCACCCACCGAUCUGGUCGAUGAUGAAUGUGGAUUGAAGACUCGGCGUGGCCGGUGUAUGCCAGUUGUUGCUGACCUGCGCCCACACGGCCCUCAGUAUCCUCAAGACGGACGGGAUGAUCGGGAACGAUGGCCGCUGCUCUUCUUUAACAGGACCUGUGUGUGUAACAGAAAAUUUAGUGGGUACAGCUGUGGACAGUGCAGGUAUGGGCUAACUGGAAAGAACUGUGAUCAGAGAAUCACUGUGGUGCGUCGAAACAUCCUGCAGAUGUCUCCAGAAGAAAAAAAGGCUUUUGUCAACGCUCUGGAUCAAGCUAAAAAAACGGUGCAUCCUGAUCUGGUUAUCUGUACACGGCGAUAUGAGGAGCUCUUUGGCCCAGAUGGAAACAGUGUCCAGUGUGAAAACAUCACCAUCUAUAACUUUUUCGUCUGGACUCAUUAUUACUCUGUCGGGAAGACGUACAUGGGACCGGGACAACAGAGCUUUGGAGGCGUGGAUUUCUCUCACGAAGGUCCGGGAUUCCUUACAUGGCACCGCUUCCACCUGUUGCAACUAGAGAGUGAUAUACAGGACAUGCUUGGAAACCCGACAUUUGCCUUACCGUACUGGAACUUUGCCAUUGGUGGAAACGAAUGCGAUAUCUGUACAGACGACCUGCUUGGAGCCAGGAGCAGCUUUGACAUGAACAGCAUCAGCUCUAACUCUGUGUUCUCUCAGUGGAGAGUGAUAUGUGAUGACUUGGAGGAGUAUGAGAAGCAAGGGACCAUCUGUAACAGUACAGAAGGUGGUCCAAUCAGGCGGAAUCCUGGUGGGAAUCGGCCGAUAUUACAGAAGCUACCGGAAAAUCAAGAUUUAAUUGACUGCUUAGAGCUUAAGAAUUACGAUACACCUCCAUACUACUUCACCUCCACCUGGAGCUUUAGAAAUUCUAUUGAAGGUUACAGCACUCCCCAGGGAAGCUAUGACCCAGUGGUGCGCAGUAUACACAAUCUGGCCCAUUUAUUCCUGAAUGGUACCGGCAGUCAGACCCACGUGUCCCCCAACGACCCCAUCUUUGUCCUGCUGCACUCUUUUACUGAUGCCAUCUUUGAUGAGUGGCUACGUAGACACCACCCUGGCACGGUGUUUUACCCCAAAGAAAAUGCUCCCAUUGGUCACAACUGGCAUUUCAACAUGGUUCCUUUCUGGCCACCGGUCACAAAUGGGGAAAUGUUUGUACUGGCAUCAGACACUCUCGGAUACACCUAUGAGAUCCAAUGGCCAACUCGGCCGUAUGCCAUCUCUGAGAUCAUUACUAUUGUUAUAGUGGCUGUGGUGCUGGUGGUGACAGUGGUAGGUGGAAUCGUGGCAUGUUUUGUCAGAGUCUAUGGCUCUCCUGAAGGGCUAGAGCUUCUGCUUAGUGAACAUUUCUGUCGCUACUCAGAAGACAGUCACAAGUUUCAGUAUACAGCCUGAAGAUGGAUGGGUUUGUUAUUGAAAUUGUGUCUCUGACAUAAUGUACUGCACGAUCCCUUCUGAUUUUUUCUUUACACAAAACAGGAAAGGCAAUUUAUUAGAAUAUAUUUUAAUAUUAAAUAUACUAGUGUUUUUAGGGAGUUGUUUGGCGACACCUAGUGUUCAGUUUUUCUAUAACAACCUGGUGUAUUGUGAUGUGUUCCUUGUAGCACGUAGGGCUAGGUAUGUAUUUUAUUAAAUACAAUUGUCUGUUGCACUUUUUGUAUUGAAAAUACAUAACUCAUGUAGUUAUGUCAAGUUAUUAUUAUUGUUUUUAUCAUUGGCUUUCUUUUAAAAUUCUGAAAUGCACUGAAAUGCUGCUACUUGCAAAAUAAAAUGUAGGGGGAAAAUAAUAAAUAAACAAAUGUUUGUUGUUUUAUGAAACAGAAAUUAGC